Molecule: messenger RNA, 3793 nt
Organism: Linum trigynum
Lineage: Eukaryota; Viridiplantae; Streptophyta; Magnoliopsida; Malpighiales; Linaceae
Source: the annotation of a GenBank genome assembly
CCAAAUUCUCUCUUUUUGGCUUUCCCAUAAUACGAAGAGGGGAUUACCUUUCUUCCGCCACUUUUCUCCAUUACAACGCACAAAAGGUUUGAAGCCAAUUUCGUCUUUUCCCUUCCUUACUUCCUAAUUGCUUCAUAAUUAUCCUUAAUCCUUGUCAUCAAUUGUUCCAAAUCUCUUUUAUAUAUGAUCGAAUCUCUUCUCUUCUCUUCUCUCUUUUGAUCUUGAAUCACUGUCACGUCCCCUCUCCAUAAGUUGAGAUUGAGGUGUUGUUCUGUUCUGUGGCUCUCCCACAAUUUCAAGUCGCCAUCAAAGCAAAGAGCUUCGAGCCCUCCCCCCAUAAAUUACAACUACUCCUACUAGCAAACUAAAAAGGAGAAGAGAAAGACAAGUCGAGCCAUCCUUGGCGGGAUAAGUAACGGCAGAAGUAGACGAAGAAGAUCGAGUCUGUCUCCUCACAUUUUUGGUAUACAACGCAUAGCUUGCGGGCGGAGGUUUUGAGGGUUUCCCCUUUCCUUGAACGUUACGACUGCAGUCUCCCAAACCGCGAAUCCGUCCCUUCUUCAUAAAGGUAACGUCUUUGAGAUCCCCAGUUUUUGUUUUUGUCCGUCUCCUUCAUUGUGUGUCGUCUUUGGAUCUUCUUGCUUGCUUGCUUGCUUCUCCCCUGUCUGUCUCUCUUCCAUCGCAGCACCUCUGCAGCUUCUUCUGCUAUGUUGGUUAGUCUAAUUUGUAAUUCCCCCUCUUUGAGUUUCUUGGUGUAAGGAUCGUCAUUUCCCCCAAAUGCUUAUCUGGGUUUCUUUUUCCUUUCCUUGCAUCUGCUCACCGUGCUUUGAUUUCUAAGCUGGGUUUUCUUUCUUCUGUUACAAGAUGUCUGUUGCUUUCAGAUCAGUGUUAGAAUUGUGGGGGAUUUUCGCCAAUGUUGCGUGUCGAUCUGGGUUUGCGUGUUGUGUUUUUCUGAGAAUCAGAUAUGCUCGUUGUGGCCUUAGUUCAAUUCCAAAGUCAUUUGCUUGUUAGAAACUAGUCCUGUUCUUGUUCAUCCAACAGGUGGCAACUUCAUUGACUUUGGUUGGCCUGGAAUUUUUUUUUUUUUUUUUUGCAUUUCUCUUUUGUCGGUUUAUUGAUCUGUCAACAACCAGCUAGAUUGUCUGAUCAGCAAUCAGGAAAUGUCAUUCCCCACUCUGAUCCUUGGUACUUGUUCUUGAUUGAAAAUCGACACAGGGUUGUAGUGCUUCCUCUUAAGCAUUUACAGUAAUCUAAAGACAUGCUUGAGUUCUUAAUCCCCAUUUGCUGCCUCUAUAAGACUAGACUAUGGGUUCAUGCCGGAUUUCUUAUCAGAUACCUUGUUUGUAAUGCGGAAGAAUGAUGCAAUUUAUUCGUAGGUUAGUUCCUUUACCAAUAUCACUGCGUUCAUUCACGGGCUGAUUAUGAUGAUCCUAUUUCUGUUGCCCCCAGAUCUAUCAGCAGUGUGUGUUUCCACACCCGGUGAUCCAGUACCCUACAGCAUUUAUGCUACAACACCACCUGGGCAUGCAGCAAAAUGUGCUGGAAGUCUGAUAACUCCUUUCAAACCUGUGAAAUUCAUUCUUCAUUCUGGUUUUUGCUCUGCGGAAUUAGUUUAAAAGCAGCUAGUUGUAUCUCACUUGGAAAGAACCAGGUGACCAUUGACAAUAAUCAUACGCCCUUCUGAAGCAUUCAUUAGUGAAGGUGGAGGAGCUCUCCCAUUUCUGAGGCUCCUUGUCCAUAAAGUUUGUAUAUACUUACUACUACCUGUUAAGCACAGCCUGUAGAUAGCAGAAAUAUGGAAUACAAAGACAGUGUCCUGAUGGGGAGGUACGAGGUUGGGAGAUUAUUAGGCCAAGGGAACUUCGCCAAAGUUCACCAUGCAAGAGACCUUAAAACUGGCCAAAGUGUGGCCAUUAAGGUCAUCGACAAGGAAAAGGCUCUGAAAGCUGGGCUGACUAGCAACAUAAAACGAGAGAUUUCAGUCAUGAGACGAGUCAAACACUUAAAUGUGUUGCAGCUCUACGAAGUCAUGGCUUCCAAAACCAAGAUUUACUUUGUUAUCGAGUAUGCUAAAGGUGGCGAGCUCUUCAACAAGCUGGCCAAAGGAAGGCUAAAGGAAGAUGCAGCUAGGAAGUACUUUCGGCAGCUGAUUAAUGCAGUUGAAUUUUGUCAUGGCAAAGGUGUCUACCACAGGGAUUUGAAGCCAGAGAACUUGCUGUUAGAUGGGAAUGGAGUCCUGAAAGUGUCGGAUUUCGGGCUGAGUGCCCUUGUCGAAUCUAAGUGCCAAGAUGGCCUACUACGUACAACCUGUGGGACCCCUUCAUAUGUUGCUCCUGAGGUUCUCCAUGCACGAGGUUAUGAUGGUGCGAAAGCUGACAUCUGGUCUUGUGGGGUGAUCUUGUAUGUCAUGCUUGCUGGCUAUCUCCCAUUCCAUGAUGCCAAUAUGAUUGUUAUGUACAGGAAAGCCAGCAAUGCUGAUUACAAGUUACCAGCAUGGUUUGCACCUGAAGUGCGUCACUUGCUGUCAAGAAUGCUUGACCCAAACCCGGUUACUCGAACCACCAUCUCCGAAAUAAUGGAGGAUCCUUGGUUCAGAAAAGGGCCAGAGUCACAAUCGGGGUGCUUGAAGAAUGAUUUGACACGAAUCAUCCCUCGUGAGACCGGUGGUUAUGAAGGGAAAGGCGAAGAGUUGGGGAAACCCACAAGUUUGAAUGCAUUUGACAUAAUCUCUUGUUCAAAUGGGCUUAACCUGUCUGGUUUGUUUGCUGAGCGUGAUCAGAACAAAGAAGCACUGAAGUUUGUGUCACUGCAGUCUGCAUUGACUAUAAUGUCAAAGCUGGAGGACAUGGCUACGCAUCUAGAGCUUCAUGUUAAGAAGAGAGAUAGAGGGGUGCUCAUACUGGAAGCAUCAGAUGAAGGUAGAAGAAGAAGCCAUUUAUCAAUUAAUGCUGAGGUUUUUGAGUUCACUCCUUUCUGUCAUCUGGUGGAGUUGAAAAUUUGUGGUGGUGAGAAUUUCAAAGAACACUGGCCCACUGUAGAGAAGCAACUAAGGGAAGACUUCAAGGACAUUGUUUGGGCAUGGAGUGAUCGUCAGCGGCAUUUGGAUUCUGCCUAGCUAACGAUUGAUCCAUUGCGCCAUUAGCUUAAUCAAUGCAAGCUUGAAGAUAUAUAUGAAUGUCUUCAUUCCUUUAUUCAUCUUGUACCAGGCCGUUGGAACAUUUUGAAAGCCCAUGUGUAUAGAUUACAUGCAUCCAUUAAUAUAGAUAUAUACAUAUACCUUCUUUCUUCCAAUCAUAUAGUUCUGUCGAUUCACUGAAGGUCCCAAGUUUGCCUUUGUACUGGCUGGGAGGUUCUUAGGAAACCGCAUUGAGUUAGGACUGAAUUCUUUUGUUGCAAUCACGGCUCAUGAGGGCAUAACAUGCCCUGGAUGUCGUUCCACCAAACUUGAAAACUUAACCCUGACGAGCGAGAUAAUCCGUUGCAACAUUGCUUGAGGAUUGAUGUGUUCAACAGAGACCUCCCAUUGUGCAGCCAGUAACCCUCCGAAAGUUGCGAUGUCAGCACAGCUCGAGUGAGACUGAUUAGCGGUUUGCAGAAUUACCUUCCUUAUGCCUUACCAACAAGUAGUGACAACCUUGGAAUGCUGGGUCCUUCCAUUUUUCCAGGAAUGAGGGACAGACAUAUAACCGCUGCAUUUUUUUAAUGUUGGGUUUGCCAAAUUUCCACCUUAUGAGUUGAGCUGAUGGUCCAAAAGGAAAGAGCAGAUGUCAAGUAAUGAAAUCAAGGAAGAAGA